GCUUUUUACAUUAUAAAGAGAUAAAAUUAUAUUACAUUCUUACAUGCAAAAAAGAAAAACUAUGGCUAAAAUUUUCAAGUUUGUUUGUGCAAUGAUUCUAUUUCUUUCAUUAUUUAUUGACGCAGCAAGAUACAAUCCUAAGCUUCAAAAUCCUAAGCUUCGUCUCAGCGUAUCACGUUUGCAAGAAUGUGAAUACGACGACGAUUGUCCACAAAUUGUUUCAUCCCCUUUGGUUAUAAGGUGUAUUGAUUACAAUUGUAUAGUUGUUAACCAUUAGGAUAAUUUAUCGCAGGCUCAAGAUAUUACACAAAUGCCAUGAAAAGGAAGAAUGAACUCUUUAACUAGCUAAAUUUGUGCAAUAUAUAUCUUAUCUUAUAUAUCUAGAAUAUUUAAUUAAUUGUCAUUUAGUUAUUAUGAUGGAACAGAAUAAUUAAUAUUUUUAUUUAUGUUUCA
This is a messenger RNA of Trifolium pratense (red clover), 453 nucleotides long. RefSeq names its product nodulin-3-like. The transcript is spliced from 3 exons. NCBI's taxonomy places the organism in Eukaryota, Viridiplantae, Streptophyta, Magnoliopsida, Fabales, Fabaceae. The coding region runs from base 44 to 277 and encodes 77 amino acids. The record is from RefSeq and is a predicted model, not a curated record. Gene Ontology annotation, molecular function: metal ion binding.